AUGGGUUCCAAGUUCUCUGAGUUCAUUCACUUCCAGGCCCGGGAUGAUAUGAGAAAGGUUGCAUACGGCAAGUUCACAAUAGAUGAGAGGCAAGGGUACUUAAAGGCGCUCACCGUCCUUGACUGUGACAAACAAACUGGAGGUGUAAAUUUCUAUAUAAUCAAUGUCAAGGCCACGAAUAGACACGCCCCGAACAAGUAUUCUGUGCGCACACUAAAACUGUUCCUCACUGACGCAGAUGACAAUGCCCCGGUGUUUUCCGAGGGAUUCUACAGAAUCAAUACUGGUUGUCCCACGAAGGACGAGGAACAGGUGCUAUUAACUUUUAACGUCACUGAUUAUGACGUCACGUCUGUUUUGACGUUUACAAUGACACCUGAUAACAGCAAUUAUACCAGACUAGACAAAGCGAGGAGGGCGUUGGUGUUCAAACGUUUGCCGAACGGCACAACUGACCUCCAGGUGACCUUUGAGGUGAUGAAGGUGACAGCCUAUGACGUCAGAAAUCCAAAUCUUAACACGUCAGCUUACGUCAUGGUCUACUACAACGACUGUUCCACAAGUUCACAACGGCGGGGGAUGAGGAAGAAGGGCAGGAUGAGGAUUCCGAAACCGCCACCAGUUUGUGAGGUCAACGAGUAUGUCAAGGACCAAACAGUCGAGGACUACAUCUUUAAAGCCACGAGUGGAAUCCUUGGCCUCAUUCUCGUUUGCAUUGCAGCGUUCUACCUCUCGAAGAAAACUGUUUUUAAAUCAUCACCCUCGGUGAAUCCUUUGGAGGAAGUCCAGGAUGAGCCAGAAGAAGAAGUUAAAGAGAAGAAAGAGCACGAUAUUGAUGAUCAACCAAAUGUCAUAUUUGUGGGCCCGAAGCCUGAUGAAAAGCCACGUUCAAAGCAAGCUCCAGAUAUAUCCUACAUGAAUGAGUGAAGUGCCGCGGCUGAUGCUAGAGACGCCGGACGUUGUAGAAGCAGAAUAUGUUUGAAGUUCAGGUGGUGUUCAAUGAACUCAAGAGUGUGAGAUGUGUCGGGUGGGGCAUUAACUGUGAACCCCACUGUCGGAUCUCUGGGAGUGCAGUGGUGUGGACCUCCUUUUGCAGACACCUUUGUCAACUGCACCCUCUCACCCUGCCAAGUCUCUCCCCGAUAUGGUAAUUGUGUCCAUCCAUCGUUUUUCAAAAGCCGGAUCCGCAUCUGCAAGAGCAGGAUCCGAGACAUCUGUUAGGGACGCAAGCACGGGAGACUAACAGAGUUGUUUCCCUUGGAUAUUCCCAAGUAUUCUGAAUUUCUCUGCUGUGAAUACAGGAUUGCAGCUGUCGGCUACUACUACAGCUACUACUGAUUCUACUGUUACUGCUGCAUCUACUUCUACAAGUACAUGAGCAGCUGUCUUAAAACAUUUCUGGUUAUAGCACAACAAAUGAGCAUUGAAAUAUGUAUAUUUUCUUACGCAGGUGUUUCUUUCAGGCUAAAUUAAUGUCGUGUCCGCUUAACGCAGGGAGUGAGUUUAUAUCAAUAUUUUGUGUUAACGAACAGAUGUGGAUAUUUAAAUGCAAUCGCAUACUAAUACAAACCAAUGUUCAAUAAUAUCAAUGAGAACAGACACGUGUAUUGAUAUAUUGGUUGGUUGGUUUGUUGUUUAACGCCGCACUCAGCAAUAUUCCAGCUAUAUGGCGGUGGUC
Molecule: messenger RNA, 1678 nt
Organism: Haliotis rubra (blacklip abalone)
Lineage: Eukaryota; Metazoa; Mollusca; Gastropoda; Lepetellida; Haliotidae
Exons: 6
Coding region: 1-927 (308 amino acids)
Biological process (GO): homophilic cell-cell adhesion
Cellular component (GO): membrane; catenin complex
Molecular function (GO): cadherin binding; calcium ion binding
Source: RefSeq, a predicted model, not a curated record